CCCUCGCGCGCGCUCGGAGGCAGAGACUGACUGGGACCGCAGGAGGAACAGGCAAAGCAAAGGGGAACGCAGAGGAUUCCAAAUCACCCCUUGCUAGACAACGCGGCGGCUCCAGGGGAAUCUAGGUGGGGACGUCUGAAGCGCAGUCAUAGGGCAUAUAUCACAAGAAGACCCUGACCGACCCCAUCGGCCUGUUGACCGACAUCUUUUGGAGAUAUUCACUUUGAAUUAUUCUCGCUCACGUUUUAAGAAACGCUAGUUCUGUUGCUUAACAACUGCAAUAACACUGGUGCUGCUACUACAUCGGAGGAAGCGGAAGGGGAGACUACGUAUAACAUUUUAUUUGGAUUUCUUUUAAAAGUACCUUUAAAAAGACAUUUUUGUGUUAAAACAUUUUGUAGGGGCUUGGAUUUCUCAGCCAUUGACAAUAUUUUGCACACCGAGUGUGUACAUUUCUCUGUCCUUUUUGGGAUAUACCUGUCUUGUUUCUCAUAACUCCCAUUGCAAAUCAGAGUUCUUUGACUGAUAGUAAUCAGUAAUUCGGCAUUUCAGGACUUUCCACGUCAAGAGAAAAACACUCAAAGGCAAAUCUCACCGCGAAAGACGGGGUCGCGUUCUGAAUCCAUUUACACCAUGAGCCAGGCGGAGAUAUCUACUUGUUCUGCACCACAGAGAGUAUUCCAAGAAGCAGUGAAGAAUGGCAACACAAAGGAACUCCACUCUCUUCUGCAGAACAUGACAAACUGCGAGUUCAACGUCAACUCCUUCGGGCCCGAGGGACAGACGGCGCUGCAUCAGUCAGUCAUUGACGGUAAUCUCGAACUUGUCAAAUUGCUGGUGAAAUUCGGUGCCGAUAUUCGUCUGGCCAACAGGGAAGGGUGGAGCGCCCUGCAUAUUGCGGCAUUUGGAGGACAUCAAGACAUAGUCCUAUACCUCAUCACCAAGGCAAAGUACUCCUCUGGCGCACGGUGAGCCGUUUUUUCGCUGUCAGGUAAACACGGAGAACCAGGCUCUUGUAAACCUGCGUUUCAAUUUACCUAGCUGUGCCAAAAUAGACGGCUACAUCCCGUUUCUUUAAAGCCAAAUGGGGUCUGUGCUACUCGUGAGGUGAAACACCGCAUGGUUCUGUCUGCUUUCAGCACAAAUCUUGAUAAAAAUGAACGCCCUGCUGUUGCGUUGGUACUUAAGCAUUUUCUUGAAUGUGUAAAUAGUUAGACCUAGACGGAUAAACAUGUUGGUGUUCGCACCCGAGGCUAGACCUCUUAUUGCCGCUGUUAAAAUGAAACGCUUCUUUAUCGGGCUUCGUAUGAAGUGUUCACCUGUAGCUAGUGCUCACUUGUUUGGCCUUUUAAAUUAUUUGUGUUUGAAUAAAGAUGGCACUUGAUGCUAUAGCUGCAUGCUGGAAAAUCUGAAAGGGAAGAGGUGAACACGGGAAUGAAGUCCAUCAAUCUGGCUAAAUGCUGUUUUUAACAUUUGGGUUUAUCAAUUAGGCUAACUGAUUUGGGUUUUUUUUUUUUUUUUCAAAAAGCGGCGCUACGCUGCCCCGUUUAUAUUUUAAUGGAUUCAUAAUUAUAACAACUGCCUAAAAGUUCUGAAGUACUGUACAAAAUAGCUUUACUUUGUUUCUUUGUAAAAGUAGAUGAAUGCGCUCUGCCUUCACCAAGCAGACGACUGGCAAAAGCUUCAGGCCAGUAAGACCAGAGUCAAUGGUUAAUGUGUUUUACCGCUGCUUUCGCUUUGUAUCAAAACGUCAGGAAAGUCGCAUUUGGAAUAUACCUUAUAAUCUCCUUUCAGUAUUUUAUUAACGCCCUGGUCAUUACUGUGAAUGCAGGCUAGGUUUUAUUUAUGAAGGUACAUUGAGAAGAUGCAUUUAAAUUAUGUUGUGGUUCUUAACAAAUUUGUAGGAUAAAAUGUUUAGGGUGACUUGAUGUCUAAGCUGCUUCGGUCUCUUUAAUAUUUACGAUCCCUUGAGGAGAUCCCACAUCACGCCUAAAUUUGUAUCUAACCACCUUUUCAAAAUAUAUUUUUCUUGAGAACACUCCUCUAGCCUAUUUUAUAUUUGGUUUUCUUUGCCAGCUACCUCGACUGUAUAGUAUUCAAGGGUAUUAGACUUGUUCACAUGGUUAUUGCAAGAUUUCAGCUUUUGGAGAUACUUCAGGAUUCAUUUGAAGAAUGUCUGAGUCGAUGGAGACAUCUGAUAUUAACCCGUUCGACGCUUGCUACAUUAUCUUUUGAAGUGAAAAGGAAAGGAAAAAGAGCAUGUGGUAGCGUGGACAUUAUGUUCAAUUAAACUGUAAUGUUGGAAUUUUAUUAAAUAGAAUUGAUUUCGUUUAAUAAAAUGAUAUGUUAACAACGAGUAGGUUUAUCACUAACAUCCCCACCCACAACUUCAGAACGAGCUUUCGGUCAUCAGUCGGAAUUUAUUUCCCACAAUACAACCAAACAUUUUUCUGUCGAGCAAGCUAAACAUCGUUUAUUUAUGUUUUUCUUCUAAAGGCAUGGUAAAAGAAUUGCAAAUAAUAGUUUAGCAGCUGAACGCAUGUGUUAUCGUUCCAUUUUCUUUCCAUUUGAUCUUUAAUGUUGAUUUAGCUUCAAAAAUAGAAUUUAAUGCAUGACUUAAAAAUGCAGGGAGCUUUGUUGCACAAAAGCGAAGCCUUUAACGCCCCCUAGUGCCUGUUUUGGUAACUGCAGGAGCUGAGGCUAACGAAUAGUUACUACUGAGCAGGACUUUGAACUUUUUAUUGUUACUGUAUUACUAUGAAUAUUGUCAUUAAUUCUACAUGACUAUAGCAGGAAAAUCGACAGACACAAACUGCCUGCUGCAUUUUGAAAGUCAUGGCACCCUAAUGUUCGUUUCAAUGCUGCUUAUAUAUAACUUUGUUUUUAUUUUAAAUUCAAAGGCCAACAGUGAGAAUGAUAAUAGAAUUACAUCAGAGAUAUUUGAUGAAAAGCCCAGUAUGUAUUGUUGUAUGUGUGUGGGUGUGUGUGCAUGUAUGUGUUUCUGUGUUGCAUGCAUUUGUUGUGUCAUAUUUUAGACGUACUCUGUGUCACCCCUGCUCCUAAUGUGGCCUUGUGUGGCUGGGCAUUGCCGAAAGUGAGACCAGGGAUUGUGGACUGUCCGUGUACCUGGAAAAACAAAAGCGAUUAACAUUGAGGACCAGAUUGGUAUAAACAUUUUUUAAAAUAUGCAUCGCUUGUCUUAAACUUGAGAUCUUUUUUUUUUUUUUUUUUUAAAUAUUGCACUGAUAACUGUUGUUAAUGGUUGGUUUCAUACCAACAUUUAUUUUUUUUCUAAAUAGAAAAAAGAACACAACAAAAUACUAUUGUAUAAAAAGCUCCAGGUUAUAUUGUCUUUUUCGUGUGUUACUUUGUAAAACGUAAUGUUUGCAAAGACGUUUGUAUCUCUGUGAUUGGGUGUAUGUAUAUCUAUAUAUAUGAAUAUAUAUAAAAGCUGAGAAAAAUCUUGGAGCACUUUCUUUUCUGAAGUGCAGUCCUCCUGUUGUAAUAAAAGGGGAACAAUACAUUUGAUGGUAAAAUCAUUGUAUCAAAAAUUGCACGAUGCAUAGUUAUUUCGCUUGACCGUGUCAUAACAUUUAUGGCACACAAGUAAAAUGACUAAAUAGGUUUAAAUGAAUGAAAAGUGCUGAAAUUGUUUUUGGACCAAGUUCUGUUUGCUUUGCUUUUUUUUUUUGCAAACAAAAGGUUGAGUUUCAUGAGUGAUGUGGAUGUUCCAUCGUGUUGAUUUGAUUUUUCUUUUUCUUUUUUUUUUGUUGUUUUGUUUGUUUCUAUUUUUUGAAUGUUGUAACACUGUGAUCAUGUGUGGAGAGGGACCGUGUGCUGUAAUUUUGUACGUUUGUGUACAAGCCAGUAAAGAAAUCAUUAAACUUUC
Molecule: messenger RNA, 3889 nt
Organism: Anguilla anguilla (European eel)
Lineage: Eukaryota; Metazoa; Chordata; Actinopteri; Anguilliformes; Anguillidae
Gene: nrarpa
Product: NOTCH regulated ankyrin repeat protein a
Exons: 2
Coding region: 634-972 (112 amino acids)
Cellular component (GO): cytoplasm
Molecular function (GO): phosphatase regulator activity; enzyme inhibitor activity; protein binding
Source: RefSeq, a predicted model, not a curated record